AUGACUGACCCUAACACCAACAACAAUGAUAUAUCACAUGCUCACUCUAAAGAUGCUAAAGAUGGUGUACCUCAUGAAGUAACUGAUUUAUCCACAUAUACUCUUGAUAAUCAAAUAGCUUUAAUGAAGUCGAUCAAAAAUGCAUUAAAACAAGCUAAUCCUAUGCCUAUGGUAUCUUAUCUGUAUCCAGAUUCUAGAAAUUUUUCAUUUAUACAAAAUGAUAACUCUAGUACCAUGAAAUGUGGUGAUGGGAUAUUGAUUUAUGGAAAAAAUUGGACAUAUAAUUAUGAAAAUAACGACAACAAUAAUCCUAAUAAUAAUAGUGGUAAUAAUGCUGUUGAAAUAACCAUUGGUAGAAAUUGUGAUAAUACAAACCCUGAAACUAUAUCGUUACAUCAACUAAAUUUCAAAAUAAAGAGAUUACCAAUAGAUAUCGAUCUGGGUCCAAAUAAAACUGUAUCGCGUAGACACAUAAUAAUACAUAAGUUGAAAAAUUCACAGAAUGAUCAAUCUCAAAAUGGUUGGUACAUUACAGUGUUAGGUAGAAAUAGUUGUAAAAUAAACUUAAAACGUGUGCCAAAUAGUAAAUUGAACGUCCCCAUUGGUCCAUUAAAAUCAGGAACUUCAAUCGAUGUUGGUGGUUCACAGAUGAUUUUAUACAUAAAGAAUAAUCCGUUUCCUAUUUUAUCGUUACCUAUCUAUUCAUAUUUAAUUCCAAAAUUGACCACCCUGUAUGGAUUAAAUGGCAAUAAUAAUCCAUUAUUGAAAGAUAUAAUCAACACCUCUAUAUAUGUUAAAGACAAGAAUCUUCAAAUUAAUAAUGGUCAAAAGGAACAUCAAACUGAAAAUAAUAAGAAUGAAGGAGAAUCUAUGGACCUCAAUAAUACUAUUAAUAGUAAUAUCUCUCCAAAAAAACAACCGGGUGAUAAAAGUUGUAGUGUUACUAAUAUUUCCACUUCUCCUGACAGCAACAAUAAAAACAAUCAUAAGAAUGCCGUCGAAGUAAUAGAAAAUAAUCAGAGUUUAAAUAACAAUGAUAGUACAAACAAUAGUAGUAAUAACCUUAAAGCAGUUCAGUUUUACACUAAAAAAAAUACGGCAACCAAAACUACUACCACCAGCAAUACAAUAAAUUCUGCGGGUUCAACUGUUAAAAACAGUACUAAUCAGAUUACAAAUAACAAUUCCACCUUGAAUUCUAAUAAAAUAUUGAAACGUACACAUUCUGAUGAAAAUCAAGAUGAGCCUAAAAAAAAAAUAAACAAAACUAAAGAAGCUACCAAUAUUAUUUCCAAGACAAAUACCUCAACAGCUACUACAGCUGCUACUACUAAUGCUACUAACCCUUAUAAAGAUAUAAGGAUUAAAAGACCAAGUUGGCCAUACACAAUGUUGAUCACACGUGCCAUUUUGUCAAGCCCUGAAGGUUGUUUGCCAUUAUCAAAGAUCUAUGAAUAUAUAUCGAAUUUACAUCCUUUUUAUGAUAUGUCACUAACAAGUUGGCAAAAUUCCGUUAGACAUAAUCUUUCGAUUAAUUCAACUUUUGUUAAGACCAUGAAUUCUGGGCAUGUAUCAUGUUGGAAAUUAAAUGAUAAUGUUAUACAAGAUUUCUUAGAGAAUUGGUAUCAAGGUAAUUUGAUUAAAUUAAAGAAAACUGGUGGUAUAAUAGUUAGAGAAUUGUGUAUAUUUAUGGCUAGAGGUGAUGCCAGAUUUCCUGGACAAAGAGAACCGGAAUAUUAUCAAGAAUGUUAUAGGAAAAGAUUAGAAGCAGAGAAAAUGGAAUCAAAACAGAAAGAAGAAACAAAAUCACAAAAGAAGAAGCUUUGA
Arxiozyma heterogenica is the source of this 1827-nucleotide messenger RNA. It is a transcript of the gene FKH1, whose product is annotated as forkhead family transcription factor FKH1. Gene Ontology annotation, biological process: regulation of transcription by RNA polymerase II. The record is from RefSeq and is a predicted model, not a curated record. Gene Ontology annotation, molecular function: protein binding; RNA polymerase II cis-regulatory region sequence-specific DNA binding; DNA-binding transcription factor activity, RNA polymerase II-specific. The coding region runs from base 1 to 1827 and encodes 608 amino acids. The transcript has a single exon. NCBI's taxonomy places the organism in Eukaryota, Fungi, Ascomycota, Saccharomycetes, Saccharomycetales, Saccharomycetaceae.